CAUGCACAAAGUUCAAAUGUUUAAAGGUUUCUAACAAAGAAAUCGAAUUGUUCUCAUUGUUAAUCACAAAAUUAUUCAAAUGUCUAAGGGGUCGACAAUGAAGGUUGCUUUAAACUAAUCGUCCAUAUGAAUAGGUGAACUAAUGAACGCGUGAUAUCAAAAUGUAACAUAAUCGUACAGAGAAAAUAUACAUGCUCCAGGAAGCUCUCGUGUAAGUUUUCUCCAAAGAAUUUUAGCUCAUUCUCAAAUACAUUGUUUGAUUAGAAAACAGGGCCCAUAAAUUGUGUUUGUUAAAAGCAUUGGAAGCCUCAUGAACGUACAAGUCACUUAGGAGUUAGGAGAUAUGUUUUCAGUAAAAGCAUCUUGAUUAUGAUUCUAUGAACUCCGAUAUUGCUAGGGUUACAACUAAAAGACGUGCUCUAAUAAGAUAUCAACCACCUAUAAGGCUAUAAGUAACAUAUUACAGUUUCAUAUGAAAAAUGAAGAAAAAAAUUAAAAAAUAAUACAGGGUAAUAUCUUUUUUGUUAUCAUCAAUUUAAGGCAAAUUUGCCAAAAACAACCUUUUAUAAUCUUUUUUUUUUGCAAAAAACAACAUUUUAUAAAAAAAAUUGCGAAAACAAACCUUUAACUAAUUUUUUUUUGCAAAAGACAACCUAAUUGGUAUUUCAGGAGUCGACCCACCAUUAUCCGGCUUGACUUCUCACGUGACGGUCACGUGCGUUCGUUUUUCAUUAACUACACCCUUUUCCCUCCCUUUUGUCUCCCGUAUAAAAGGGAAUUCCUUAAAACCUAAAAAAAAAAAAACUGAGAAACCUAUGAGUUCUCUGGCGCCAUUAAACCAAGAUGAAGAUUUCUCCCAAAUCGAAAGCGCCGCCUUUAGCCACCACAUUGUAUCACUUUUUCCCAAUGACACCGCCAAAGCCACUUCCUUGAUUCACUCUCACCCCCAAAUCUCUCUCCGUUGACCCACCUCCAUCUGCUAUAGAAGUCAUCAACUCUUGGGAACUCAUGGAUGGUCUUGACUCUACAAUCCCUGAUAGUAGCAGCAAUCACAACAAUAAUGACGGAAGUUUUCGAUUUUCUCUGCCUUCAUCAAACUCAAAACCUUUUACUUUUGCCGGUACCCCUAAUUUCUUCUCUGAUAAACUCAAAGAAAAUUUGAACCCGAAUACCCUUGUUCGGAGGCCCCCGAAACUGUUUCCUGGCAAAAAUUAAUGAAUUAGGGGGGGAAACCCCUAACUUUCCUACAUUAAAAUUAAGCAAAAUUAAUGAACAAAACUUACCAAAAAUUAGUGGUAGAGUGUCGAAAAUCACUUAGUAUAGCAGCAAUCUACCAAUUUUAUGCAAAUGAUAAAGCAGGAAGAGAGGAAAAAAAAAUUGGUUGGGGAAGAACAUAGAAGCCAAUUUUGGGGGUUUUAUUUUGGCAAAAAAUUUGGCUCCAAAUGGGUUUUAAGUGAGAAAAAGGGAGGGAAAGUAGGUGCAAUAAGUAAAACCGGCCAAAUCAAACCGGAAAAAUGAAGGUCAAGCCUGAAAAUACCAAAAGGCUGUCUCUCGCAAAUCAUUUUUACUUUUAGGUAUGUUUUCACAAAAAAAUUAUAAAAGGUUGUUUUAGCAAAAAAAAAGGAUUAUAAAAGAUUGUUUUUAGCAAAUUUGCCUCAAUUUAAUUAUCAUUAUAUGCAUUGCAUAUUUUGCACGGGAGUUAUUUUACGUAAGUUAGUCUAUAAUGUCUUAUUCUCAAAAUAAUAAUACUCUAGUCUAUCGUAUCAUAAACAAUAAUAAGAACGUCAUUUUCUCAACUUUUCAACAUAUCAAAAACCUCAUCCUAACAGGAUUAAAAAUUCCCUCUUAAAAUAGUUUUAAAAACUUCCAUAAUAGCACACACAACUUUGACAUGUAGCUUGGAUCAAGUGAUAAUUAAUAUGACAAAAUGAUUACAAUGUUGACAGUAUACAAGGGUCAAAAUUUUAUUAACUUGACUCGGGUCAUAUAUGUGAUCCAAUGUCAAGUUAAUUGAAAUGGGAUGUGGGGCCAAAUUUUUGCGCAAUUUGCAUGAGUCUAGGCAAUUGUUGCUUCCUGUUUGCAUACAGAGUAUUAUCCUGGACUAAUAUUGGCUAAUAUCAUUUUGUACUAUUGCAUGCAACACAUUUUUUUUUUUUUGGGUUCACGUGGUGCUGCCAUGCAUGCAACGCAUAUUUUUUUUUGUAGAAAAUUUUACAUGAUAUAUAAUUUUACUUCAUUGUGCUAUAUAUGUAUGUUUAAGAUUGUACGUUACAUUUUUAUUUAUUUAUAUGUAUGUUAAUUUAAUUUCACAUUUUUUGUUUGUUAAAAUUAAUAAUUGUGUUUGAAGGUGAAUUUAAAGUGUAGUAUAUGUAAAAGUAAAAAAGUAGGUAAGAGAAAUUAAUGAUCUUGAGUCAAGAUUGUAGAAGAAAAUAGAGAGAUUUAAGUAAAAGAUAUGUCAAGUUAGUGGAAGAUAAGGUGGUAGAAGGAGAAGGAUGAGAGAGAAUUUAUUUUUCACUUGACCUUUAUUGAAGAAUGCACAUGGUCUAAUGUUAGCAAUCUUGUCAAGAAAACUACAUGAAGUCACCGAUGUCCAAAAAAAAAAAAAACUACAUGAAGUCUUAUUUUUCCACAAAGUAUAAUAUGUUGUGCAUUAGCAAAAUUACAUUAUAGUUUGAUUAAAAUGUGAUUGUUUUAUAUUUUUGAAUUAAACAUGAUGUCAAAGUUAUUUUGCCUUAAUUAGGAUAAAAUAGAAAGCCAACGGUUAAUAUCCCUCAAUUCUCUCUUCCGUUCCAACUCUAUUGCUCCUCCACCCAUCUCUUUCUCUCUAAUUGUCUCUAAACAUCUCUCUUUGUCAUUUUUGGUUUCUCUCUUUUCCAUUCAACCACACCAUUCUUUCAAAGUUGGUCGAAAACUCGAUUUUUCAUUAACUGCUAGCAAUUAAUUAAUUAGAAGAUGAUGUUGGGGGGAUUCAUAAGCGCCAAAUGAGUAAAAUUAUUGGUAAGUGUGAUGGGUGGAGAUCAUCAUAGUAGGAAGUUAUUAAUUAGUUUCAAUGGGGAGGGCAGCAUUUGCAAUGCUAAUGCAGGAUGAGAGUAAUAAUGAUAUGAUUUUAGAAGCAGCAGCAGCAACAACAACAACAACAAGACCGACAACAACAACAACAACAACAAGACCAACACCAACAAGACCAACACCAACACCAACAACAACAACAACAAGACCAACAACAACAACAACAACAACAACAACAACAACAACAACAACAACAACAACAAGACCAACAACAACAACAACAACAACAACAACAACAAGAACAAGGAGAAUGGUUUUAGAAGCACAAAACAAAGCAUUUACAGAAGAUGAUGCAUUUAGCAUAGGUAAUGGAUACAUAUGUCAUCCUUUGGGACGAACUGGAUCUCGGGGCAUAUUCUUUGGGGAUGAUCCGUUCCGUUUCAGCAUACCGGGUUUGCUAUUCCAGCUCUCCCUCAUCUCCAUUUGUACGCGUGUUGCUUAUUUCCUUCUCAGGCCUUUUGGCCAGCCUUCCAUUGUUUGCCAAAUCUUGGGCGGCGUGGUUCUAGGUCCUUCAGUCCUGGGACAUAACAGGAAAUUUCUAGCAGCAAUAUUCCCAGCGAGAAGCAGAGUUCUUUUAGAAAACUUAUCUGUUUUUAGCCUGAUGCUAUUUAUAUUUCUGCUUGGAGUAAAGAUGAAUCUAAAUUUGGCAUUGAAUUCGGGGAAGAAGCCGAUAGCCAUAGGAAUACUAGGGUUUGUAAUUCCUUAUGUGUUGUCUAGUUUGGUUGCCGUGUUUUUGCAACAUAUUGGUUCAUUGGACAAUGACAUGUUGACAAUACUUCCCUUUGUUGUUGAGACUCAGUCUAUGUCAGCCUUCCCUGUUAUUGCUUGUUUCCUUGCUGAUCUUAAGAUCCUAAACUCGGAAAUAGGGCGUUUAGCCUCUUCUUCUUCAGUAGUCUCAGAUGUUUUACAAUGGUCUUUAGUAACAGUUAGGUUCGCGUUUAGGAUAGCUAAAGUAAAAUCAUUCUCAUCAUCUGUAGGAGCUUUUCUUUCAGUUGUCCUUUUCAUUGUUUUAGCCUUAUAUGGAAUACGACCUGCGGUAUUAUGGGCAAUCAGGAAAACACCUGAAGGGGAGCCAGUUAAAGAGAGGUAUAUUGUUGGUGUUCUUUUGGCACUUCUAGGAUGUGGUUUUAUAGGCGAAGUUAUUGGGAUUAGCGCAGUUAUAGCUUCCUUCAUUGUUGGACUUGUCAUACCUGAUGGACCACCUUUAGGAGCUGCUUUAUCAGAAAAGCUGGAUUCUUUCGUAUCUGUGCUUUUGAUGCCCAUCUUCUUCGCCAUAUGCGGUCUACAAAUGGAUGUUUUUGCUAUUCAGAAGUUGAAGAAUGUAGGCAUUAUUCAGUUGGUCGUAUUUGUUGCCUUCAUUGGGAAGGUCGUUGGGACGAUUGCACCCCCAUUGUUUUACAGGAUGCCAUUUCGAGAUGCCCUUUCUCUUGGUCUUAUCAUGAAUGCAAAAGGCCUCAUUGAAUUGGCAUUAUUGAAUCACAAAAUGAAAGACAGCGGGAUGUCUGAUGAAGGGUUUGCGAUAAUGAUCAUAUCAGUGGUGUUCAUGACAGGAGUAUUGUCGCCUGUUGUAAAGAUGCUAUAUGAUCCAUCAAGAAGAUAUGUGGCUUUUAAGAGGAGGACCAUAAGACACAAUAAACGAGAUGAGGAGCUACGCAUUUUGGCAUGUGUACAUAGUGCAGACAAUGUAAGGGAAGUUAUGAGUGUGGUGCAUGUUUCCCAUCCAACCAAAGCAAGUCCUAUUAACUUAACUGUCAUGCAUCUAACAAGGCUAAUAGGGCGGUCUUCUUCCCUACUUGUUGCACAUCAACCGCGAGAAACAUAUUCUGUUUACCCAACCCAAUCAGAGAGGAUUUUUAAUGCAUUCCACAAGUUAGAGCAACAAUACCAAGGCCUAUUCACGGUGCAAUGCUUCAAGGGUAUAUCCCCAUUUGCAUCUAUGCACAAUGAUGUGUGCUCUAUCGCCUUAGAAAAGAGGACUUCGUUUAUCAUAAUUCCUUUCCAAAGACAGUGUAGUGAUAAAGAGAUUUUAGAACAGUCUUUUGUUUACAGGAACCUUAACAAGAAAGUUCUUGACAAGGCUCCUUGUUCUGUUGGUGUCCUUGUUGACCAUGGAGGAUCACACAAGAAAAAGAAAAUACGACCAUCAACAUCAAAGCCCGGACUAUAUAGCGUGGCAGUCUUCUUUUUCGGGGGCCAUGAUGACCGAGAAGCGUUAGCAUAUGGCAUGAGAAUGUCAGAGAAUCCAAGAGUAAACCUAACCCUUAAAAAAAUAUCAGGCACUUGUACUUCUUCUCAAGACAUGUCUGACAAUGAGAAAAGCAAGUUGUUAGAUGGAGAUAUUCUCAGUGAAUUUAGUCUCAACACCUUGCACAAAGAAGAUAGAAUAUUUUAUCAAGAGAUGGUAUUGAAUGAUGCCACGUCUUUGAUAACUCUGAUCAAAUCUAUGGAGAAUUAUGAUUACGACUUGAUUUUGGUAGGAAGACGUCAUAAGAACUCACAGUUAAUGACUGAACUUACACAACUGACUGACUAUUCCGGAGAGUUGGGACCGGUCGGAGAAAUGCUCACUUUGAAUAACAAAAUCAAAGCUUCAAUUUUGGUGGUGCAACAACAAACUAGAGUUUGGGGUCUACAUGACCCUGAGGAGUCCACACAUCUUAGAAGAAUUGAAUUGUAGGUCUUUCCCCCUCUUUGUAUGUAUAAAAUUUUGUUAGAAAACAUCUUGUAUUCAAUCAUUAUACACUUAAAGUUUGUAAAUACUUGAAGUUUUUCGUAAUUUUGUAAAUCGUAGAAAAACCUUUUAGUUA
Molecule: messenger RNA, 5876 nt
Organism: Spinacia oleracea (spinach)
Lineage: Eukaryota; Viridiplantae; Streptophyta; Magnoliopsida; Caryophyllales; Amaranthaceae
Product: cation/H(+) antiporter 15
Exons: 3
Coding region: 3050-5746 (898 amino acids)
Biological process (GO): regulation of pH; proton transmembrane transport
Cellular component (GO): membrane; endomembrane system
Molecular function (GO): antiporter activity
Source: RefSeq, a predicted model, not a curated record